AUGCCACUUACUUCAUCCACUUCUAAAGUCUUGGUGCUUGCGCUUGCCUGCGUGGAGAUUGCCUCCGCAAAAGUCUACAACUGCCCUGGUGCUCUCAAUGUCAAUGUGGUCGACGACAAGACUAUGGGCUCCUGCUGCAUUGGCUCUAACGACGACUCAUGCGACGUGACCAUUCCAGUCACUGCCGCCAACUAUGAUGCUCUUGUUUCGAGCGCCAGCUCCAAGUAUCUGAAUAAUAUCAACAUCAGUAACGGUGGUAACGGUGGAAACGGUGGCAACGGCGGCAAUGGGGGCAAUGGGGGUAGCGAUAUCUACAUCAGCAACGGAGGUAAUGGGGGCAGUGGUAUCUACAUCAGCAAUGGGGGUAGCGGUGGUGCGCCUGGAGCUCCUGGAGCUCCAGCAUCAACUGAAGCAACUACCACAAGCAAAUCGAGUCAGACCACUACUACUCUCUCGUCUCAGAGUACCAAUACCGCCAGCUCAUCUGGCUCCUCCGCCAGGCCCGCCGCGGCUUCAACGGCCGCAUUUACCACUGUUACUUCAUCGGGCGGAUCUACUGUUACUGUCACUUCGUCGACUAAGACUGGCGGUGCUGGAAAGCUGGACAAGGGAUAUGCUAUGGGUGCUCUUGCUCUUCUGGCUGGAGCCGCGCUCCUUUAA
This is a messenger RNA of Clonostachys rhizophaga, 660 nucleotides long. The record is from the annotation of a GenBank genome assembly. Lineage: Eukaryota; Fungi; Ascomycota; Sordariomycetes; Hypocreales; Bionectriaceae.